Schistosoma curassoni is the source of this 6224-nucleotide messenger RNA. NCBI's taxonomy places the organism in Eukaryota, Metazoa, Platyhelminthes, Trematoda, Strigeidida, Schistosomatidae. The record is from the annotation of a GenBank genome assembly.
AACUCGAGUUUGAAUGGAUCUGAGAGGGUCUCCUGAUUCUUGUGGUCUUAUGCACCAAUGAAAUAUGGCGGAUUAUGAUGGUGGCGUUCUAGCUGUUGGAAUAAAUGUAGAUAUACAGAGAACAGAUGGUCGUGUACAUUCGGCUAUUGUGAGUGGUAUUAAUCCCAACACAAAAAGUGUGACAGUAGAAUGGUAUGAAAAAGGAGAAGCUAAAGGAAAGGAGAUAGAAUUGGAAGCAAUACUUCAAUUGAACCCGAAUUUAAGAUAUUCAUGUCCCAUCGUAGAUAAUGUUUAUGGGAAUGCUGAUAUCAGUCGAAACAAUUUAGUUAAAGAAGUUCCGAAUUCCUCACACCGUCCCGGAGUCAAUCUUCCUACUGAUAUACGGCAGUCUCAAAAUUCUGUUCCUGUGGCGGCUGCUGCUUCUGUUCUCGCUCCAUCUAGUAACAAAGUUAACGCCACUCAAAUAGAAUACUCAUCUAGUAAUCAAUCUCGUUUGAUUGCCCCAUCAACACGCGUUCCUGUCCCGUCUUCUCGUGUGCCUAUUGGCCAUGUUCCCACUCGCUCUACAACAAUAUCUGCCUAUGAUGACCGUACAAAUAACUCUUCUCGAUCUCAAGCUCCUCUCCCGGUACAUAAUUCUGUGGAUAUUAGUCACACUCACAAUGAAGGAUUCCGUUAUAAUGUACAUCAACAUCGUGCAAUUUCUGAUGAGCCAAUGGAUGAAGAUCUGGAACCAUCAGAAUCUGUUCAACUGGACCACAAUGAUUAUAAUCAUGUGACCAGUAUGUUACGGGAACCUGAAAAUAAUACUUUACUCACUGAACGGAUGGAACAGGAUAUCGGUGAUGUAAUUGAAGAUAACCUUCAAUCAGGAAUAAUCAAUGGGAACCGUGGCUUUGCAGGUGAUGCUUCUCGCCGUCUGAUAGGUCGCGCAAAUUCUAAUUUAGGCGCACCUAUUGUAAAUAGUACAUUGUCUGCACUGAAUACAAGUUCACCUACUACUGCUCCUGGUAUUAACGCUGGUGCCGCCGGUGGUAGUGGGACUUUACGCAAGUCUAAUUGUGUGAAAGAAAUCGAGCGAAUACAACAGCGACGUGAAGAACGACGUGCUGCCCAGAAAGCAGUUCGUGAUCAAAUUGAUUUAGACCCAACCAAUCCUAGUUAUGAGUUUCAUAUGAUGAUUCAUGAAUAUCGAAAUACAUUGGAAUACAGACCCUUAACCAAUACAGAUUUAAUAGAAGAUCAUCAAAUAUGUGUUUGUGUACGUAAACGUCCUAUGAACAAAAAAGAACUUGGCCGUCGUGAAAUUGAUGUGAUCACAGUCCCGAAUAAACAACAUGUACUUGUCCAUGAACCAAAAACUAAAGUUGAUCUAACGAAAUAUCUUGAAAAUCAACAAUUCCGUUUUGAUUAUGCAUUUGAUGAUACAUCGGAUAAUGAACUUGUGUAUCGGUAUACUGCGAAACCUUUAGUAGAAUGUAUAUUUCAGCGUGGCAUGGCCACAUGCUUUGCUUAUGGUCAAACAGGAUCUGGGAAAACACAUACAAUGGGUGGUGAAUUUCAUGCUCGUGGUCAACAAAAUUGUUCUAAUGGAAUUUACGCCUUAGCAGCUGCUGAUGUCUUCGAUUUGAAUACAACUACGUAUAGGAAUGAGAAUCUUCGAAUUGUUGCAACAUUUUUCGAAAUAUACAGUGGGAAAGUUUUUGACUUGUUAAAUAAAAAAGCCAAACUUCGAGUUCUGGAAGAUGCUAAAGGUCAAGUACAAAUAGUUGGAUUACGUGAAGAAGAAGUGAAUUCAGUUGAUUGUGUUUUAAAACUUCUACAACAUGGUGCACAUAUUCGAACUAGUGGUCAAACAUCAGCUAAUCAACAUUCUAGUCGUUCCCAUGCUGUCUUUCAAUUGAUUUUAAAAAAACAAUCUACGGGGAAAAUUCAUGGUAAAUUUUCACUUAUUGAUUUGGCCGGUAAUGAACGUGGUGUGGAUACAAGUAGUUCUGAUAGACAUACUCGAAUGGAAGGCGCUGAAAUUAAUAAAAGUCUUUUAGCUUUAAAGGAAUGCAUUCGUGCUCUUGGUCGGCGUGGUGCACAUCUACCUUUUCGUGCGAGUAAAUUAACUCAAGUACUGCGUGAUUCAUUUAUUGGAGAUCGUUCUCGAACGUGUAUGAUUGCUAUGAUAUCACCUGGUAUGUCCAGCUGUGAACAUACAUUAAAUACACUACGUUACGCUGAUCGGGUGAAAGAACUUGGACCAGGAACUUUGUCGGCAAGUAACAGUAAUACUGAUCUACCGGCAACUGGUAAUACUAAUCAACCACAGUUAUCAUCUCGUAGUUCAAAUUGUACUGUUGCUGGAGGCACGGUGCCUCCUCAAAUCAACUUUCGGAAUCCUCCAAGUACUAAUAUAGGAACAAGCGGGAAUAUCUUGUCGAAAAAUUAUUACCCUUCAUCCAAUAAUAAUGAUUUUAGUAAUAACAACUGGCAGAAUGAUACAUUAACAAAUAAUCAUGUUAAUUCAAUUGCUGGCGGUGACGGUGAUUUAGCUAUGCUUCGAUCAGCUAAUGAAGGUGAAGUACCUGAGGAAGUUCUUCAUUUUCAUGAAGUUAUCGAUCAGAUUGAACGCAUGGAAGAAGAAAUUUGCGAUGAUCACAAAGCUGUUUGUCAUGUAAGCAAUCUUGCUUUGCCUCCGUUGAUUAUAAAUUUUAACUUUUGUGUAAAAAAAGGUUUUAUAGGGAUAUAUAAAUAUAAAUGGUUUUAAGGAAUCGACAUGAAACUUUGUGUAAUCUGGUUUCCUGUCACCUUGCAAUAGUCAGUAAGGCGUAUCAGUAGUCAAGAAGGAGUGGGGUGAGUUGGAAUUCUACAAGGAACACCAUUUCCAACUGUUUAACAUCUAUGCGUUAUACGCCGUGUCGAAUCACCGUAGAGGAAUGAAUUAGCUAACAAUUGAAGGGAAAUAUCGUGCGACGAUGCAUUUGGAUUAAGUCUGAGGUAUUUUACUUCAUAUAUUGAGCUUUAUCUUCCAUGAAAUCGAAUUCUUAUCAUCACACACAGUCAAUGGUUUAUUCCAAAUUAUAUUACAUUUUAAACUUCUUCCUGAGAUGGUGGAGAAGAUUUGUAGCUCAGGUGGAUGAUUUUGAUGGAUUUUUGUUCUCUGAGCUGGAUGUUUUGGUCGUCCAUUAAAAACGUCUCCCUCUCUUCCUGUUUAUGGUUGUCAAAUGGUGGUUAGGCACCUAAACUUUCUGAAUCGUCCUUAAAUUUCGUCUGCUACCAAACUCACCAAGACUGAUGAGAAUUUCAAGAUAAGAGUUCGGUGCACUCAACCGAUUCACUCGUUAUUUGUUUAAGCUUUGAUAUAGAGCAGUCUCAAAUAUUCUUGGAUUGUUGAUCAAGAUAAUGAACAGACUAACUGCAUUUCCUCGGAAUCUUCGGCACAGAGAACUAUGUCGAAUCGAUAUCCCAAAACGACAAUUAAAUCUGAAAAGAUCAGUUCCUGAAGAAAGUGUAAUUUCUCGGACGCCAUCUACGGCAAAGUUCAAUAAAAUAGAGGGCAGUUGAUGACCCUGUCGAACACUAUUUGAGAUUAACAAUGCCAGUAACAAUUCACCAUAAGCUUUAAAUCAGUCAAUAGUUUCCGAUUGAAGGGCCUUCGCAAGGUUUAUGUAUUUCAGUACACUUUUCAAUGAUAAACCUUGCCAGAGUCUAAAAUUGCCUUGAACAUGUCUACAUCUAGAUUAAAUAUUGUAUACAAGUAAUUUUUCGAAAUUUACGUUAGCAAUCUUAAGGUAGUGGUCAAUUGUAUUGUUUUACAAACUCAGAGUUUUCAUAAUGUAAUCUUUUUGUAUACUCACAAAGUGGCACUUCAGACCAAGUUAUUCAUAUAUCUACGAACUAUAACCUGUAACACAACAAAUCUCAUAGGGUAGUAGCCCAUAGAUUACAAAGUUAAAAUUUGAGAUAUUACAAUGUCUUGCAAAAUACACUUGAAGUAAUCAUGUUUUCCUAAUUGCAGUUUUUAAUUCCCUAUACAUUGCUGUGACUGUUAUUUAGAAAGUCUAGUGCACAUUGAAUGCACAAAAUGUACCUAUGUUAUAAUAUAUAUUUAUAAUAUUUCAAUGGGUAGUAAAUCAAAAGCAAAUUAUAACUGGUAUGAUGAAAGUAAUAGUUUAGAAAUUGGAACUGGUUUUUUCGAAUUAUUAUUAAUCGUAAUUUUGUUGUAUAAUCAAUAAGUGACUUUAUUAUUGUGUACAUGUAUUCCAUUUAUCACAGGCUUUCUGUUGAUUUAUUAACUACUGUUGUACGAUUUACUAUUCUUAAUUUGUUGCCAGCCUAUUAUUUACAAUCUCGCCUAUUCAUAGCCAAUUUUGUAUUUUUAUUUUUCAUUAUAUGAUGUAAUGUGAUCUGGUAUGUUUGUAUAUAAGUCACGCCUGUUUGAAAUAUAAGUAUAGUAGAGGCUGGAUGGUACUUCUGAACUUAAGGUCGGUUGUAGAGAGGUACUAGAGAAUUGCUGACCUAUGAGAAACUUAGUUGCCAGCUCGUCGAUUCUGCUGGUUGGGUGUGUAUUUGUGCAAUUCAUGGACACUUGGGCUAUCAAGGAAAUAGGAUGUGCGGAACGGAUUCUGAUUAGCGACUGGCCAUGUUGAUUUGGGUCUCAGCGGCCAUAAGACAACGAUAAUUGGUUCAUUUGUUGCUUGAAUUAUUUCACAUUAUCAAUUCACCCUUUAAUAACUACGCUUUCUCUGUGUUAUUUUCUGUGGUGUCAUGGAUUUCGAUAUCAUGUGAGACUUAUUUAUGUACUCUGUUCUGAGUCAUAUUUUAUAUGUGUAAGUGGUGUGUUAAGGAUACUUCGCUGCUGAAUUCAAUCUACCAAUGAUUGUUGAAAAGCCGAAUGCUUAAACUACUGAUGUGUAGUAGUGGUUGAGCGUGGAGAAAUAGCCACAGUUUAAAAAUUAUUAAAUAUGUGAUCUCUCUUCCUUUCAUUGAAUAUCUCUACACUGGACUCACUGAGUGUGACUAUUUGUAAUUGUAUUGAAUAUAUUAUUAUCUAAUAUUAAUCUACUUUUCUAUUCUGGGUUGUAAAUCCUGAAUCUGAUAUAACGUGAUUAAUCUUAUUAUCUUCUUAGUUUAAUGUUCAAUAGUGAACCAUGUUUUAUACAUUUAAAUACCUGUCUAAGCUUUUCUAAUUUUCGAAUAAUUUUAUAUCUGAUUAUUUCAUUAUUUUAUUUUUAUAGUCUAUGAGCGAUUGGACUAAAGAACAUUAUUCUUUAUACAAAAUAUCAAAUCAAGUGGAAUUCGAUGUUGAAGAAUAUAGUGCUCGUUUAGAAUAUCUACUUAGCAAACAAAUUAAAAUUUUAUCCUCUUUAAAAGAUAAAGUGACAUUAUGGCGCCGUGAUCUAAGACAAGAAGAAGAACUAAGCACUAAUUUACAACGAAAUCAUAAAUUAUAGUUUCUAACUCACUUUACUGAUAACAAAUCAAUACAAGUCAAUAACAUAAAUAAUAUGGAUUGUAAUUGUUGAAUCAAUCAUGUUAUAAUGUUUCGCAUUAUAUGUAUGUAUUCGUCUGUCUGUUUACAAACUCCCCGACCUUGAUGAAAGUGAUCCUAGUCAGCAACAUAUUUUGUUGGUUAGAGUUUGGAUUAGAUAUUUUUGUCAAUUAAAGAUUUACUGUGAUACGAUAAAUAGGAUUAUGAACUAUGUUCUUUUUACAGUUUGUAUGCGGUUAUAAGCAUAUCAACACAAGCAUUGAGAAGAUCUUUCGUCUUAAACAUACUCCUGUUGUGUUUUAUGCUGUUGCACCAUGUUGAACACAUGGUUGCUGGUAUCUGUAUGUCUGUAAAACAUGGAAAGCGUGUGCAGAUAUGGUCUGAUUAUGUAUCAUCAGUCCUUGUUCUCUGUAUUUUUUUCUGUUCUCACUAUUCUUAUUCUCCCUAUUUUUUUUUACGUACACCUAUACCAAAUAAAAAGUAGCUCUUCAUGCUUUCUCUCUUUACAUAUUAUCAUUUUUAAAAGUAUAAGCGUUACACAAUUCAAAAUGCAUAUACCAUCAUCAUUUUGUGAUUUGGUUGUCAAGUCUAACAUUACAUUUCAACCAAUUAAAUGCUCUUCUUCUUUAAAAUACUAUCUACAUUUCCUCCCCUUCAUUUUAAUGUAACAAUGAUCUAUUUGUGCACUAAACUAAUGUUGAUUCAUUUCUCACAUAAAAUGAAAUGUAUGUAUCUAUAUAAUCGC